Messenger RNA from Salvia splendens (bonfire salvia), 2863 nucleotides. RefSeq names its product rho GTPase-activating protein 7. The transcript is spliced from 22 exons. The record is from RefSeq and is a predicted model, not a curated record. Bases 76 to 2616 code for a protein of 846 amino acids. Gene Ontology annotation, biological process: signal transduction. Lineage: Eukaryota; Viridiplantae; Streptophyta; Magnoliopsida; Lamiales; Lamiaceae.
CGAUUGUUUUUGCCCGAGUUCAAUCUGGGUCACCCGCGGCUUAGUUCCAGCUGUGAUGGAAACUCGUGCCGGAAAAUGUCGCCCACUGUUUUCGAAUUUGAUCGCCCUCGUAUAGGGAACUCGAAUACGAUAUUCAAGAGCGGGCAUUUGCUCAAAUUAUCAAAAGGGUUAGGGUGGAAGCCUUGGAAGAAGCGUUGGUUUAUACUUACUCGCACUGCUUUGGUUUUCUUCAGGAAUGAUCCAAGUGCAUUGCCACAUUGUGGUGGUGAAUUAAAUCAGGUAAUGGGUGGCAUCAAGCUAAAUAAUUCAGGAAGGGUUGUCGUUAGAGAAUACAAGAAGCUGCUAAAUGUUCUAUUUCGCGAUGGAUGGUCAUUCACACUUAAGUCUGAAACAUCUGAGGACUUGUAUGAGUGGAAGACGGCCCUUGAACAUGCUCUUGCACAAGCGCCAAAUGCUGCUCUUGUGAUGGGGCAAGAUGGGAUCUUUAGAAGUGAUACAAAUGGGAAAGACAACCGACCAGUGAAGUCUUUGGUUGUUGGACGCCCAAUAUUGCUUGCAUUAGAAGAUACAGAUGGAGGUCCGUCCUUCCUGGAGAAAGCGCUUCGGUUUCUUGAGAAAUAUGGAAUUAAAGUAGAAGGAAUUCUGCGGCAGUCUGCAAGUGUUGCAGAAGUGGACCGAAGAGUUCAAGAAUAUGAACAAGGGAAGACUGAAUUUGAUCCAGUGGAAGAUGCUCAUAUUAUUGGUGACUGUGUCAAGCAUGUACUUCGAGAGCUACCUUCAUCACCAGUUCCUGCUUCCUGCUGCACUGCAUUGUUACAAGCUUAUAAAGAAAUUGAUCGGAAGGAAGCUCGGGUUAAUGCAAUGCGCUCUGCCAUAUUGGAAACCUUUCCUGAACCCAACAGACGCCUCUUACAGAGAGUCCUCAAGAUGAUGCACACAGUUUCUUCUCAUGCUUCUGAGAAUCGGAUGACACCUUCAGCAGUUGCUAUUUGUAUGGCUCCAUUGCUGUUGCGCCCUCUUUUAACUGGUGAAUGUGAACUAGAGAAUGGCUACGAUACUAAUGAAGAUGGUUCUGCUCAGCUUCUAGCUGCAGCCAAUGCUGCUAAUGCUGCCCAAGCUAUCAUCACUACACUUCUGGAGGAGUAUGACAAAACUUUUGAUGAUUAUAGUAUGCACAGGUGCUCGAUCUCUGUAGAUUCUAAACCCGAUAACAGUGGAAGUGAAGAUACAAGUGAUGAUGAAAAUGCAGAUGUAAAAGUAAAUGGUUAUCAUGAUGCUGUAAAUGAAGUCGACCCUGAAACAGAUAUUGUUUCUGAUCGAAGACACAGUGGGAAGUUAAGUGAAAGCAGUGGCUCGGCUGCUAGUGAUCUUUAUGACUAUAAGGCUGUAAGAAAUGAUGAUUCAGAUGACAAGAUUCCCAUGUACAAUAAUAAUAUGGGAACAGAACUAGAUGUGGCAUUGGACACUAGAUCUAAUAGCAACUCUAAGACUUCAGUAAAUGACCAACUAGACCAAUUGAAUGCACAUGGGAAUUUGACAGAUGCCUCUACUGCGAAACCUGCCAAUGAGUCUCAGCGGUCUGCAGGAGAAAUUUUUUCAUCUAUGAAUCAAGAACUGCAUCAGUAUUUUCCUGGAUCUGAACUAUCGGGUGAGAAGAUGGUACCCAAAAUUACCGAUACUAAUAUUGGUAGCGCACAGAAGUCAACAUUUUGGGGAAAGAAAAAUGCAAGAAAAACCCUUUCAUCAGAAUCCAUAGAUUCGUUUGGAGAGGAAGGGCUUGCCAUUCAGAGGCUGGAGAUUGCAAAGAAUGAUCUACGCCACAGAAUCUCAAAGGAGGCAAGAGGAAAUGCGAUUUUGCAAGUUAGCCAGGAGAGAAGGAAGCAAGCUUUGCUUGAGCGGCGCUUGGUGCUUGAACAAGAUGUAGCAAGAUUGCAAGAACAAUUGCAAGCUGAGAUAGACUUACGAGCUGCUCUGGAAGUUGGCUUGAGCAUGUCUUCUGGGCAAUUUUCUGGCUCUCGAGGCAUGGAUUCUAAGACUAGGGCUGAGCUUGAGGAGAUAGCUCUUGCUGAAGCAGAUGUAGCCAGAUUGAAGCAGAAAGUUGCUGAACUUCACAACCAGUUAAAUCAGCAACGGCAGCACCACUCUGGUUCUUUGUCUGAUGCUUGUGAUAGAUACCCACACACAGCAAACCAAACAUCUCAGAAGAAUUUUAUCAAGCAUGGUUUUGAAUCUUUUGAUACAACAUUUGCUGUUUAUAACCGUGAAAGAAGACAAAGGACAGAGGAGUCAAUGGGAUCGGAUGAGAGAAAUAUUAAAGGACAACUGUUGCCGUAUGGCAGCAAUGGUAGGCCGCCUUCUCGCAAGCAGUUAAUUGAACCACCAAGCUUGAGUGAUUCUAAAAGUACCGAGACCUCCACAAGUCUAGCCAUGGAUGAUUUUCCAGUUGUGGAGUCGAGCAAGAAAAUGGAUUAUCGGCUGCGACUUGGAACCUCAUCAGCUUUGGUAGAACUAACAAGCCAUCUCGACUUCGUCAGAGCAAGGAGGUCACAGUUGAUGGAGCAACUCCACAACCUGGAUCCGAACCACAGUUCCACAACUCAAGAUUCUGUGUAUUAACUGUCGUCGCCACCAUGGCACUGGCGACAGGUGCUUCUGUUGUGUUUUUGAAUGGUUAAACUUAAUUGUGUUUUAUAUUGCCAUUCUCUUGGAACAACAAUGCUGCUCUGUAUGUUUGCCUUUUUGACAAACAUUUUUGUAGUAUGUAAUUGAGCCCGUUUGACUCAGCUUGGGUUUUAAAAAAGUUUGAUGGAAUGUUUAUUUGACUUUUAUAUAUUAAUUUUAUAAUAAAAUGUGAAUGUGAUAA